CGAGAGAAGGCCAGCCUGAAAAGGUCCAGUGCGUCACCUCUCUCCCUCUCUUUCCUUGUGUCUUCCUCUCAAUUUUAUCAAAUCUCGCAAUUUCCACAAGAUAACUUGACCGGAAGCUGUUUCGCUCCGUCUAUGGGUUGCCGGAGAGCUUCACCGGCUGCGAUGACUAGUCCAUGGGCUUUUACUUCUCUAACGGCUGUAUUUCUGCUACUUAACUCAUUAGUAACUCUGGUUUCUGCUCAAGGAUCUACUAGUCGCUGGCAGACACUUAGCGGAAAGCCACCUUUAGUUGUCGCACGUGGAGGUUUUUCAGGGUUAUUUCCAGAUUCAAGCGCAUUUGCUUAUCAGUUGGCAUUGCAAACCAGUGUACCCGAUGUAAUUCUAUGGUGUGAUGUGCAGUUAACCAAAGAUGGAGUGGGGAUUUGUGCUCCUGAUCUCAGGCUGGAAAAUUCUACCGACAUUGCACAAGUUUUCAAAAAUAAGGACAAGACCUACCUAGUUAAUGGUGUCCCUUAUCAAGGAUGGUUUACCGUGGAUUUCACUUUCAAUGACUUAGUAUCAUCUGUCAUUUAUACCCAGGGUGUUUAUUCUCGAACUCCCAGGUUUGAUGGCAAUUUGUUUCCAAUUCAGACUGUGGAAAAUGUGACUGCACUAAAACCACCGGGCAUGUGGUUGAAUGUUCAGCAUGAUGCCUUCUUCAUGCAACACAAUUUGAGCAUGAGAAGUUAUGUACUUGCAUUAUCUAGAAAAGUGGUUGUCAAUUAUAUCUCUUCACCAGAGCUGGGUUUCUUGAGAAGUAUUGCUGCAAGAGUGAACCCUAAAAUAACAAAACUGGUCUUCCGAUUCCUGGGACCUGAUGAUUUUGAGCCUUCAACUAACCAGACUUACAGUUCUCUGUUGAAGAAUUUGACAUUUAUCAAGACAUUUGCAUCUGGAAUUCUUAUCCCUAAAGGUUACAUAUGGCCUGUUGACACAAAUCUUUACUUGCUACCUCAUACUUCUGUUGUCUUGGAUGCACACAAGGCAGGGCUAGAAGUUUUUGCAUCGGAAUUUUACAAUGAUGUCCCAUUUAGUUUCAACUACAGUUAUAAUCCAGUAACUGAAUAUUUAUAUUUCAUCAAUAAUGGUGACUUCUCUGUUGAUGGUGUGCUAUCUGACUUCCCAAUAACUCCAUCAGCAGCAAUAGAUUGCUUUUCUCAUAUAGGCAAAAAUGCUUCAGAACGAGCAAAAGUUUUGGUCAUCUCAAAGAAUGGUGCAAGUGGAGAUUACCCCGGCUGUACUGACAAGGCAUACCAGAAAGCUAUUUCAGAUGGUGCAGAUUUUAUUGAUUGUCCUGUUCAAAUGUCUAAGGAUGGAGUACCAUUUUGCUUAGGCUCCAUAAAUCUUAUUGACAGUACAACAGUUGUUCAGUCAAACUAUAGCAACCUUGUAGAAACAAUUCCAGAGCUCAAUAAAGGCAGUGGAAUAUUUACCUUUAGCUUGACAUGGAGUCAGAUUCAGGGUUUGACUUCGGCAAUAGCUAACCCCUAUACUAAAUAUGUUAUGUUCCGGAAUCCAAAGUUCAGAAAUGAUGGGAAGAUCUUAAGCUUGUCUGAUUUCUUGGCCUUGGCAAAGAACACUAGCUCUCUUUCUGGUGUCUUAAUAAGUAUUGAGAAUGCACCCUAUCUGAUAGAGAAGCAGCAAUUGCCUGUAAUUGAUGCAGUACUUGAUGCUUUGAGCAAAUCUGGUUAUGAGAAGCAGGAAGUUAUGAUUCAGUCCACAAAUAGUUCUGUUCUGAUGAAGUUUAAGGACAAAAAUAACUACAAGCUUGUUUACAAGGUAGAUGAGAAUAUUCGAGAUGCUCUUGAUGCAACCAUUGAAGACAUCAAGAAAUUUGCUCAUUCUGUGGUCAUUAGCAAGAGUUCUGUCUUUCCUGAGAAUUCACUAUUCCUCACUGGUGUUACGGAUGUUGUGCCAAAGCUAAACUCUGCUGGGCUCCCUGUUUAUGUAGAGACCUUCAGCAAUGAAUUUGUAUCUCAAGCAUGGGACUUCUUCUCGGAUGCAAAUGUGGAGGUUAACUCUUUUGUCAUGGGUGCCAACAUUAGUGGUGUUAUCACAGACUUUCCUCUAACAUCAGCUAGAUACAGAAAGAACCAUUGUUUAAAUUUAGGCGAGAACACGCCUCCAUACAUGAGGCCUGCUAAGCCAGGCGCUCUUCUGGAACUAAUUACACCAGGCGACUUGCCACCAGCUGAGGCUCCCGACCCAGUGCUAACAGAGAGUGAUGUGGCAGAGCCACCUUUGCCCCCGGUUGGUGCCCGAGUUCCACCUCCCAGCCCAGAUGAUGGAACUAAAGGAGCAUUGGCUCCAACACCACCAAAUAGACAGCCUAGGAUAGCUGCGUGCCUCUUCCUAACAAAUCUGGCUAUUCUCGUCACUGGUUUCAUGUUGCUUUGAAAUGGAGAAAUUGUUCACUCUGCUCAAGAUCAUCAUUACUAUUUCCAGUGCGAGUCUUAUAGGAUCAACUGGCUUGGAGCUUUCUGCUGCAUAAUGGGUCGCUAUAGAUGCUUUUUCUCCCCCUUCUUUUUGGGUAUUUACUGAAGAGCGGUGAUUUUUUAUUUAUUUAUUUUUUAUUUUGCUUGAUUGCUGUAGGAGCGUUCAUUCUUCGCCUUGUAAUACGAGAGAAAAAAAAACGUUCUUAAAAGUGCAUGUCAACCCACAAUUCUUUACUUGUGUAAGACAGGAUAUAUUCUUUGGUGUGUA
Messenger RNA from Manihot esculenta (cassava), 2742 nucleotides. RefSeq names its product glycerophosphodiester phosphodiesterase GDPDL3. NCBI's taxonomy places the organism in Eukaryota, Viridiplantae, Streptophyta, Magnoliopsida, Malpighiales, Euphorbiaceae. Gene Ontology annotation, molecular function: glycerophosphodiester phosphodiesterase activity. The record is from RefSeq and is a predicted model, not a curated record. Gene Ontology annotation, biological process: lipid metabolic process. The coding region runs from base 133 to 2436 and encodes 767 amino acids. The transcript is spliced from 9 exons.